GGAAAAUUAAUUUGUGAAAAUCGAGGACCGAUUAUUAGAGGAAUUACGAUUCACAAGGAAUAAAAAACAGUCAUUUCACAUUUCACGGGAAAAACUAACGCAUUCACGAUCAUCACCAAAGCCACUGGUUGAAAUGUCACGUAUACGCAGAUGCGUCACGGGACCCAUCACGCAUAUAGCGCAUCACGAACGCAACCGUGACGUGUUUUACCUGUCACGGGAUCACGAGGCCAAUGUUCACUGAAAUCAAUGGCGGAAGCAAAAUGGCGCCGAUGUUUCGGACAUGUUGUGGGUUUCUUCAAAUACAGGCGGCUUACAAAGUAGGCAAUCCACUAUUGUGUAUAAAGACAGGCUUGAAUGCUGGACCUAAAUGUUUGUAUAGAUUGCCUGCUAUUCAGAGAUCAUGUGGACACCAUGUAAAGCCCACCAUAGCUGUAACAAAGAUAUUGCCUUCUAUGAGCAAUCGAUUUGCUUCUUGUAAGCCAGGACUCCUCUUUGUGAGUUGUCGUCAACAGCAUGGAGGUGCCAAUAUUACAGAAAAAAGCCUUAAAGGCCUAUCUUCUUCAAAUGGCCUUACAAUACUCAAGAGGAUGUUGAAACAUGUAUGGCCUAAGGACAGGCCUGACCUCAAGAGAAGAGUGGUUGCUGCUGUUGUGCUACUUGUUGGUGCAAAGCUAAUGAAUGUGCAGGUUCCAUUCUUGUUUAAGUACGCCAUUGAUUACCUCAAUAACUUGGAUUCUGCUGGUUUGGUUCAGACAACUGGUGGAACUGUUUUCACUGCACUGACAGCAAUACUCUUGGGCUAUGGCGCAGCACGAACAAGUGCUUCUCUCUUCAAUGAAUUGAGAAAUGCAGUGUUUGCUAAAGUUGCUCAAGGGUCAAUCCGCUCUGUUGCAAAGAGAACAUUUCUUCACCUUCAUAAUCUGGACCUGAACUUUCAUCUGAAAAGGCAGACAGGUGCAUUGUCCAGAGCUAUUGACAGAGGAACUAGGGGUAUCAACUUUAUUUUGAGUGCAUUAGUGUUCAACAUCUUCCCAACGAUUUUUGAGGUGCUGCUGGUGUCUGGAAUAUUGACAUAUCGCUGUGGUAAAGAGUUCGCCCUGGUUACACUAGCUUGUCUGGGAACGUACGCCGCAUUCACACUAUUAGUAACACAAUGGAGGACCAAGUUCCGUGUACAGAUGAAUAAAGCAGAUAACGAAGCUGGCUCUCAAGCCAUUGAUUCGCUCAUCAAUUACGAGACCGUGAAGUAUUUUAACAAUGAACAGUUUGAGGCCGAGAGAUACGACAGGCUCCUAGCAGAUUACGAGAAAGCUUCGCUCAAGACAACCACUAGUUUAGCUCUUCUUAGCUGGGGACAGAACUUUAUUUUCAGCGCGUCCUUGAGUAUAAUCAUGGUACUGGCCAGCAGACAAAUCCUACAAGGUACAAUGACAGUAGGUGACCUGGUGAUGGUGAAUGGCCUGUUAUUCCAGCUGUCCGUUCCACUAAAUUUUCUUGGCUCUGUUUAUCGUGACAUAAGGCAAUCACUGGUUGAUAUGCAGACCUUGUUCGACCUUCAUAAAGUUUCUUCAUCUAUCAAGGUGAAGCCUGGUGGAUUUCCUCUUGUUCUAAAACCUGGUGAUCAAAGAUCCCAUGUCAUUUUUGACAACGUUGUGUUCGGCUACUUGCCAGGACAGAAUAUUUUGAAUGGUCUGACAUUUACUGUUCCAGCGGGGAAGAAGAUUGCUAUUGUGGGAGGUAGCGGUUCCGGUAAAUCCACCAUUGUCCGAUUGUUGUACCGAUUUUACGACCCUAAUGAUGGGCGCAUUCUGGUGGCUGGCCACGACAUUCAAGAUCUAACGAUCGAUUCUUUACGAAAAGCCAUAGGCGUUGUUCCACAGGUAAGUGGACCUACUUGUCGUCUGUGCUAGGUUGUGACUUCAACAUCUGACAAACCAAAGGAAUGCCAAAGAAAAUCAGUUUUUCAGUCGCUUUCUGUGAGCCCGUAACCACCUUGGCUCAGUUAGUGGUCUGCCACAGCAGAGUGGAAGGGGAGGUCAUGGACACGAAUAUAAGUCGAGAAAGACAUGUUUUGUCUUUCCCUCGGUAUUGCGAUGAUACCAGAUUGAAGUGAUCAUUUUUUGAAGUACCCAAGCAGUCCAGCCUUAAAGGAAUUUGGAUUCCUUUGUACUUGUGUCCUACCUGUCUAGAUUGAUUGUGUCAUACGAGGGCUUGAAAAAUCCUCGAAAAAGGCUCUGAAGUUUGUAUGAACCAAGGUCAAAUGGAUCAUCUGGUAAUGUGGUUGUUAAAAUUUAGCGGAAUCAAUGUCAACAUGCCAAACACGAAAGACCGUAUUUGACCACAUUUCCAAACA
Messenger RNA from Orbicella faveolata, 2356 nucleotides. RefSeq names its product iron-sulfur clusters transporter ABCB7, mitochondrial-like. Gene Ontology annotation, biological process: transmembrane transport; intracellular iron ion homeostasis. NCBI's taxonomy places the organism in Eukaryota, Metazoa, Cnidaria, Anthozoa, Scleractinia, Merulinidae. The record is from RefSeq and is a predicted model, not a curated record. Gene Ontology annotation, molecular function: ATP binding; ABC-type transporter activity; ATP hydrolysis activity. Gene Ontology annotation, cellular component: mitochondrial inner membrane.